AUAAUGAGAUUGUCAUUUCUUUCAAAACAACAUUAAUUCCUUUUAACUUUUGAAAUCUUUUUACUAUAAAAAAAUGAAAAUCUUCAUUCAUGUUAUGGAUCUUGUUGGUCCACAAAACGCUUGUAUUGGUCUUGGUCAACAACUAGUUCAACGUGGUCAUCAAGUGUUUUUUUUGGUGAAUGAAAGUUUUGUGAAAAAAUUUCAACCAUACUCGAAUCAAUUCAAAAUUAUAGGCCUGAAACCGGUAGCCGAAGAGAAAAAUGAAGAAGAAAAAAACCUGGCGCCAAUACAAAUUCUGAUCAAUAGUUUCGUACGAAUGGGUUUGUUCGAUUCGAUUGAGCCGAUCGAAAAGAUUCGUAGAAUGAUUGAUAGUAAAUUCAUUCGAAAUCUUGGCGCCAAUGCUGAAGCAUUUGAACCACAGAUUCGGAUUCUAAUCGAAAGAGAAAAGCCGGAUAUUUUACUUGCGGAUGCAAAAAUAAUGCCACCAUGCAUUAUGAAUUCAUCAAUACCAUGGGCUUAUAUAUUCUGUGCUAAUCCAUUAGGACUUUUUACCGAUGAACGUCUACCACCAUUUUCAUCCGGCCUACCGAUCGAUGGUGAUCGCCGCGAAUGGCAAGAAUAUCGUACAAUAUUACAUCGAGAAUAUUUUGAUAAAGUUGUUGCUAGACAAAGAGAAAUUUGCGAAAAAUUCGGCUAUCCACCGACAGUGGAUCAAGUUUUUUUCCCACGAUCACCAUUGCUAAAUAUUUAUCAAUUUCCAAUGGAACUAGAUUACGAUGAUGUGGUAACGUUACCCAAACAUUAUUUACGUGUUGAUGCAUUCGUACGUGAUGAACCGGAACCAUUUGAAUUACCUGUCAGCAUUCGUAGCCAAAUGAAACCGGGUGAUAAACUCAUAUUUUUAUCAAUGGGUUCAAUGGGUUCAUGUAAUCUGGAUCUAAUGAAACGUAUGGUACGUGUUUUAUCCAAAACACCAUAUUAUUAUCUGAUAUCGAUGGGACCACUUCAUGAUCAAUAUGAAAUAGCACCAAAUAUGUGGGGUGGGCCAUACGUACCACAAACAAAAAUUAUUCCAAUGGUUGAUUUAGUCAUUUUUCAUGGUGGAAACAACACACUGACGGAAACGGUUUAUUAUGGAAAACCAAUGAUCGUAAUACCAUUAUUCUAUGAUCAAUAUAAUAAUGCACAACGUGUACAUGAGAAAAAUUUUGGCCGUCGUUUAGAUCAACAUCAAUUCACUGAUGAACAACUUGUACAAACAAUUGAUGAAUUGAUCAAUGAUCGCGAACUUUGUGAAAAACUGGAUAAAGUUGGUCAAAGAAUUCGUGCAAGUCGUUCGAAAGAAAUUGCCUGUGAACAUAUUGAACAAAUGGUCAAAUCAACUAAAUAAAUCAACGUUUCGCAAACUUUUUCGGCAGCGGACCGGUACUGGAUCGCGGACCACAGUUUGUGAAAGGUUGGAAUAAACAAAAAAAAUUAGAUUUAAUUUAAAACAAAAAAAAUUUUAAUUUUUAGAUUUUUUGUCUUGUCACACAAACACAUGCUAACACAUCAUAAAUAAAUAUCGAAAUAUCUUUUAUUUUCCGA
Messenger RNA from Dermatophagoides farinae (American house dust mite), 1587 nucleotides. Lineage: Eukaryota; Metazoa; Arthropoda; Arachnida; Sarcoptiformes; Pyroglyphidae. The record is from RefSeq and is a predicted model, not a curated record.